Messenger RNA from Clunio marinus, 2869 nucleotides. Lineage: Eukaryota; Metazoa; Arthropoda; Insecta; Diptera; Chironomidae. The record is from the annotation of a GenBank genome assembly.
AAAGUUUGUACAAUCAACUACACUUAACAGAAGAAAGAAACUGUAAAGAAUAAGUGAAGCUGUAGGCAAGAAGAUGACAAGAAAUAUGAUUCAAAAAUCGAUUAGAAUUUUGCUGCUACAAUUGCUUGGAGUAGCAAUCGUGUGUGGUUUGAGUGUUGCUGGAACUGGAAGUGCUAGCGGUAGUAUUAUGAACAAUAGUCUUAAUCCCUAUUCACCAUCGUCAAGUGGAUCAUCAACAACAGCUCCAUCGAUGCUCGAAACAUACUUACAAACGUUUCCAUUCAAUGAACAACAAAAUAUCCUAACGACUGUUUAUCAUGCUUCAGCGAAGCAUCAAACCAGCACAAUGGGUGUUGAGAAAGAAAAGCUGACAACAUCGAGUGUACCGUCGUUCAGCUCCACCACCCACACAUCAACAGAAACAACUCAGAAUUUCUCUCCAAACCAAAACACACAAACGCCAUUUAUCAUUUCAACUGGCUCGUCAACAUCCGCAUCGUCUUAUCCCUUGACAACAGCGAACUUAUCAGAAAAUCCUGAACAACCAGUUCUUAUUUCCACUGGACCCAUUCUACUAGGAUGCGGACCAAAUAACCGUGAAGGAAUUGGAAUUCAAAAAGCUCUAGAUUGGCUUCGUGAAAAACGUGUUUCAGAUUACGGAUGGGAGAAUGACACACAUAUGGUGAUUCUGGCAAAGGAGCUUUCUAACGGUCGUGAACCAAAUGAUUCCGAUGGACACUUGCAAGUAAUUUCCGAUUUGGAAGACAUGUUGUCGAUCAAACAGAUGGAAGUUGACAUUCUAAUAAUGCUCGACAAACAUCGUUCACCGAUUUCAAAGCCAUUAGAAACGGACCGCUUAGCACGUUAUAUUUUGUCAUUGGGUUCAUUGUGCAAGGAUCCCAGACGGUUUUACGGCCAUGAUUUAAUCACACUUGUGCAACAUCAUGAACCGACACAAGAUGAUGAAUUUGCGCUCGCAACAUUAGCAGCUUGCAGCUCUGCUACUCAUGUUAGAAAGCGUCAAAUACGACGAUUGUUGGACAUUGCCAGUGGGGAAAUCACAAAUAUUGAUACAAUGGCAAUGGUUUUACUUGCAUUGCGAUGUAUAAUAACGGAUCAUCGCCAUCGGCAUUUACAACACUUUAUUAGAAGGCCUGCAUUGGGAUUGGCUGGUCUCCAAGGACCACGAGGUAGUUUUGGUUCCCUUCGAAGUACAGCACUUGCAAUGCAAGCACUUCAAGACUUACAACUUGACAGUACUUCAACAUACAAUCGAACAGCUGCAUCUAAGUGGAUUUUAGAUCGUCAAAGGAAUGACGGUGGGUGGAGUGAAGAACCCUUACAAGAUGGUCAAGAUCCAACUAUUGGAGUUGGAUUAACCGCCGAUAUUAUUUUGGCUUUAGGUUGCAAAGGACUUGGUGCCAUAAGAGCUUUACAAUGUGAUCAUGUCGUUCGAGAAACAAAUGGAAAUGGAGAAAAUCAUGAAAAUGGUGGAGAGAAAAUUGCACAACCUGUCGGCUUACCUUCAACAUCAGCAGAAGAUACAGAACAGAGAAAUGUUUCUUACACGUAUACACUUUGGCUUGAAUCAAACAUCACUGAGAUUUAUUCACUUCAACUUGUAUCUUCGAAGAACACAAGUUUCUUCAAAGCGAUGACGCAAGCAGCUGAUCAAGACUCAAGGUUCUCAUUUGAGGCUCGCGAAUGGCCCAACGGCCAUUACAUUCAUACACUUGCUGGCAAGAAAGAAGAACCAACAUUAUAUCAUUAUUGGCUUCUUUAUCGCUUGCCCGAAUUUCCAGAUCCGGAAGCAGCCCCAGGCAAUCAAUUAAUAGCGCCAGUUGGGGUCGAUGAACUGAUGGUGGAGGAUGGUGAACAUUACUUGUAUUGGUAUAAGAAACUAUAAAUGCUGCAACAUCUUAAAUAAUCCAACAAAUUUGGUGAAAACGAAGAAUGAAGAAGUUUAUUUUGUUCUUAUUUGAGUUUUGUUCAAUUUAGAAAGCAGGCUGAAGAAGCAAACAUUUCACUUUCUUCACGUCUUUUCAAUUCAAUAUAUUUACUUCCCAUGUACAUGACUCAAAAGAAAUGCCAAGGAUUUGAUUUGUACCCUAAAAGUAUCACAAAGAGAAAACGUCAAAGAAAAUUCUAUCAGUUUGGUUAUGAAGUUAGAAUCCGGCAAGACGGCGAUUUUUGUGUUGUGGAAUUGAAACGAUUUUUGUAUUGUCAUUUUAUGUAACUUUUGUGAAUGAUGUCAAGAAAGUUUUCAGAACCGUUUUUAACUUCCCUAAGACACGAGAACGAAUCUAAGUGAAGGGUUUAUAAUCAAAUCAAGUCACCAACUUUAAUCAUUAUAUUUAAAUGUGGCUCUUAAGAUUGCGUAUUUAGGACGAUGUUCUUAUGAAAAUUUUCAGAAAGAUUACAAUAAAUAAUAGUUAAAGUUUGAAAGCAUCAAUUAAAGCUUUCAUCUUGAGAAAAUCUUAUAAGCUUUUGAAAUGAGGAUAAGAAGAUUCAUAAGAUGUGAGAUGAAGAACAAAACCAGAAAUUGACAUCAUUUACAAAAGCAGCCCUUUUAAUUUAAUUUCAUUCACCAAACUUUUCUCAAAUUAAUCUUCAGAGGACCCUUAUUUAAAAGUUGAUAACCAUAAAGAGGAGCUUUCGUUUAUAACAGUAUAAAAUUUAUAUCUUUACAAAAAACAAAUGUAAGAAAGUUAACGAAUAAAAGAAAAGGCAUAAAUUUCAUUUUUAUUCUUCUUUUUGAUAAAAAGCUUCUUAGGUUACUUAAAUUACAAUUGAUCAAAAGUUACCGGGAUACGAAAUGAAAAAUUUAUAAAAUCAAAUAAAAUUUGUUAGAUAAAAGCUUUUGUAAAAG